Molecule: messenger RNA, 1319 nt
Organism: Pelodiscus sinensis (Chinese soft-shelled turtle)
Lineage: Eukaryota; Metazoa; Chordata; Testudines; Trionychidae
Product: thiol S-methyltransferase TMT1A-like
Molecular function (GO): S-adenosylmethionine-dependent methyltransferase activity
Source: RefSeq, a predicted model, not a curated record
UACUGCAGCUUCCAGCCUGUGGCAGUUGUUCUUACGGAAGCGGCUGGUCUCUUUUUCCUCACAUUUCAGCCAGGACAUUUGCACUGGAUUUUGAAGCUAGCUGUAGAAGCCCACUGGAGACAUCUAGCUCAGUACAAAGAGCAGAAAAUAAUCCCAAGAGCAAACAGAGCCACUUCAUAGCCUCACUCUGCAUUCUGCCUAAAUAAGAAAGCUCUUCUCAAGGCAGAGCCCACUGAGAAGUGAGAAUGGCAAAGGCAGGGAUUCUGUUUCUCCGGGUUUGCGUGCAGCUGCUUGCUCUGCCCAUAUACCUGCUAUCAUUCCUAGGUAUAUGGGAUCCAUUCUGCAAGAAGAUAUUCUUUCCCUUUUUCAUAGAGAAGUUAACUGCAAGUUACAACCGGAAGGCAUCAAGGCACAAACAAGAGCUGUUCUCCAACUUGCAGGAAUUUGCAGGACCUUCAGGGGAACUGACUUUGUUGGAGAUUGGGACUGGCACUGGUGCCAACUUCCAAUUCUACCCAUUUGGCUGCAAAAUCACCUGCACUGACACAAACCUCAACUUCCAGCAUGGUCUCUCCAAGAGCAUGUCCCAGAACCAGCACCUCCAAUUUCAACGCUUCCUGGUGGUUCCAGGGGAGGACUUGAAUCAAGUGGCAGACAGUUCUAUGGAUGCAGUGGUUUGCACCCUGGUCCUGUGCUCAGUGCAAAGCAUAGAGAGGGUCUUGAAAGAAGUUUUGAGAGUACUCAGGCCCGGUGGAGCUUUCUAUUUCUUAGAACAUGUGGCUGCAGAUUGUUCAAGCUGGUGCUAUUUUUGGCAGGAAGUCUAUUAUCCAACUUGGAAACUUGUGUUUGCUGGAUGCUGCCUGACAAGAGAGACCUGGAAAAGCCUUGAACAGGCCAAGUUUUCAGAAAUAAAGUUACGGCACAUACAAAUGCCAUUAUACUGGACUCCAGUUCAGUCUCAUAUAAUUGGAUAUGCUAUAAAAUAAUUUUGUGCUGUGAUGUUUGCACUUCUUAAUAUUUGUAUAAAUCAUCUAAUUAAUUUACUCACAUCUACAUGUUUUGUUAGUCUAUAAAGUGCUACCAGACCUUUUUUUUUUCCUGUACAGACUAACUCAGCUACCCUGAAGCUUCUGAACAUAAUUAAUGGCCACUCUUAAAUAGCAAAAAAUCUCAAAGGGAUAGCCAUGUUAGUCUGUAACUUUAGAAACAAGAAGUAGUUGUGUGGCACCUUUGAGAUUAACAAAAACAUCCAGGAUCAUGAGUUUUUGUGGGUAAAACCCACUUCAUCAGAUGAGCUGGAGUAGAAAUAACAGAAUUGA